AGAAGGCCUCAAUGGAUCCAGUUGUGGUCCUGGUGAUCUGUCUCUCCAGUUUGCUUCUCUUUUCACUCUGGAAACAGAGCUAUGGGAAAGGGAAGCUCCCACCCGGCCCCACGCCUCUCCCGAUUAUUGGAAAUAUCCUACAGUUAGAUGUGAAGGACAUCAGCCGUUCCCUACACAAUUUCUCAAAAGCCUAUGGCCCUGUGUUCACUCUGUAUUUUGGCAUGAAGCCCACAGUGGUGUUACAUGGGUAUGAAGCAAUUAAGGAAGCCCUGAUUGAUCUGGGAGAAGAGUUUUCUGGAAGAGGUCAUUUUCCAGUAGCUGAAAGAACUAAUAAAGAGUUUGGAGUCGUUUUCAGCAAUGGAAAGAUAUGGAAGGAGACCCGGCGCUUCUCCCUCAUGACCCUGCGGGAUUUCGGGAUGGGCAAGAGGAGCCUUGAGAACCGCGUUCAGGAGGAAGCCUGCUGCCUAGUGGAGGAGUUAAGAAAAACCAACGCCUCACCCUGUGAUCCCACUUUCAUCCUGGCCUGUGCUCCCUGCAAUGUGAUCUGCUCCAUUAUUUUCCAGAAUCGUUUUGAUUAUACAGAUGAGAAUUUUCUUAACUUGAUAGGAAUAUUGAGUGAAAACACACAGAUUCUGAGCACCCCAUGGAUGCAGAUCUGCAGUACUUUCCCCAUGCUCCUUGAUUAUUUCCCAGGGAUUCAUAACAAAUUAUUUAAUAAUGCUAUUUUUUUAAAAAGUUAUAUUUUGGGGAAAGUGAAAGAUCACCAAGAAACCUUGGACAUUAACAAUCCUCGGGACUUCAUUGAUUGUUUCCUGAUCAGAAUGGAACAGGAAAAGCACAAUCAACAGUCUGAUUUUAUUGUUGAAAACUUGUUAGCCACAAUAUCUGAUCUGUUUGGAGCUGGGACAGAGACAACAAGCACCACCCUGAGGUAUGGACUCCUGCUUCUGCUAAAGUACCCGGAGGUGGCAGCUAAAGUUCAGGAAGAAAUUGACCGUGUGGUUGGCCGACACCGGAGCCCAUGCAUGCAAGACAGGGGCAGCAUGCCCUAUACGGAUGCUGUUAUACACGAGAUCCUGAGAUACAUUGACCUCAUCCCCAUGGGCCUGCCCCAUGCAGUGACUCGUGACAUUAAGUUCAGGGAUUACAUCAUCCCCAAGGGCACGACCAUAAUGACAUCAUUGUCCUCUGUGCUGUAUGACAGCAAAGAAUUUCCCAACCCAGAGAUGUUUGACCCUGGUCACUUUCUGGAUGAGAGUGGCAACUUUAAGAAGAGUGACUACUUCAUGGCUUUCUCAGCAGGAAAACGAAUUUGUCUGGGAGAAGGCUUGGCCCGCAUGGAGGUGUUUUUAUACCUGACCACCAUUUUACAGAAAUUUACCUUGAAGUCUCUGGUGGACCCAAAACACAUUGACACCACCCCAGUGGUCAAUGGGUUUGCAUCUCUGCCACCCUCAUAUCAGCUCUGCUUCAUUCCUGUCUGAAGAAGGCAGACUAUCUGACUGCUCCUGUCCUGUCACCUACAAAUCCCCUCCACUAGAGCAUGGUUAACUCCUUCCUAGUACUUCCUCUGAACUCUCCUCUCCAUAUCCCCUAUUCCUUCAAGAUCCAGUGAAAAUCACUCUAUUAAGGGGAGUUUUCUGUGUUUCACGGCAUAAAUUAUCUCCUCUUCUUCAUAUUCUGCAAUACUUCUACUCGUCACCAUGCCUUAAUACUUCCCUAACUGAAUUAUUACUGUGUUAUUACUCUGAAACAGAGCAAAGAAUGGUUUUUUUUUUCCUGUUGCCAUCAAGUCAUUCUGACUCAUGGUGACCUCAGGUGUGUCAGAAUAGAACUGUGCUCCAUAGGCCUUUCAGUGGUUGGUUUUCAGAAGUAGAUCACCAAGCCUUUCUUCCGAGGCUCCACUGGGUGGAUUAGAACUGCCAACCUUUUCGUUAAUAGCUGAGUGCUUACGUACACCACGAGGGACUCCUCAAGUAAAAAGGGCACUAAUAUUUUGUUAUCAGAUGUGGCAGUAGAGAUAUGCAAAAUAUCACCAUUUUAUAUUCCUAAUAUAAUACGCUCGGGAGGCAAGGUUCUGGAUGACCAUGUAUUUGAUACUGUCGUAGGCUGGGUUCUCUAAAGAAGUAAAACCAGUGAAGCAUCUAUCUAUCUGUCUAUCUAUCUAUCUCUCUUUCUCUUUCUCUCUCUGUCUGUCUCUCUCUCUCUAUCUAUCUUU
Molecule: messenger RNA, 2218 nt
Organism: Trichechus manatus latirostris (Florida manatee)
Lineage: Eukaryota; Metazoa; Chordata; Mammalia; Sirenia; Trichechidae
Product: cytochrome P450 2C19-like
Exons: 9
Coding region: 12-1484 (490 amino acids)
Biological process (GO): xenobiotic metabolic process
Cellular component (GO): cytoplasm; intracellular membrane-bounded organelle
Molecular function (GO): iron ion binding; heme binding; oxidoreductase activity, acting on paired donors, with incorporation or reduction of molecular oxygen, reduced flavin or flavoprotein as one donor, and incorporation of one atom of oxygen
Source: RefSeq, a predicted model, not a curated record